CUCUGAUUUUCACAAAUUCCCCAAAAUACCACCAUGGUCUCUCUGCGCUUCCCGUUCUUGUUUUCUCAGCCCCCGAAGCUCCCCCACCGCAUCAGCAGCACCACCUCCUCCCGAAGCUUCUCCUCCGCCACCACUGCCGUGUUAGUUGCUGCGUCUGCUGCUGCAUCCGCCGCUGCCAUAGUUGCGGCAUCCAAAGACCCAAAACACCCGUUUCUCCAAAAUGCGCUGAAUUCCCUCCUCUCCUCCAACUGCUCGUCUGCCCCGCUCUGGGGCUCACUCUCUCUGGCUGAAAAAUCGUCCUCGGCCGUGGUCGAGUACAAGAAUGGAAUCUCAUUCCCUUCGAUCCUCGGAGACUCUCGGCGGCUCCUCGGAAUUGGGUUGAGGAAAAAGAGCAUCUUUGGGUUGAAGAACAUCGAUGUCUAUGCAUUUGGGGUUUAUGCUGAUGAAAAUGGCCUAAAAGAAUCUUUGGGUGAGAAAUAUGAGAAAUUAUCCACCUCUGAGUUCAAGGAAAACAAGGAGUGUAAUGAAGAUCUUAUUGAUAACGAUAUAGACAUGACUGUUAGACUUCAAAUAGUCUAUAGCAAAUUGAGCAUCCGCUCUGUACGUAGUGCUUUUGAACAGUCAGUAGGGAGCAGACUCCAAAAGUUUGGUGGAUCGGAUAAUAAAGAAUUGCUUCAAAGGUUCACUUCCCAGUUCAAAGAUGAGUAUAAGAUACCACGGGGAUCUGUGAUAGAUCUCUCAAGGGAACGGGGCCAUGUACUUCGCACAACAAUUGAUGGAAAGGAGGUGGGAAGUAUCCAGAGCAAACUUCUGUGCCGGUCUAUUUUAGAUUUAUAUAUUGGUGAGGAUCCAUUUGAUAGGCAAGCCAAAGAAGAUAUUGAACACAGUUUGGCCUCUCUCCUCCAGAAGUAGACAGAUGAUCAUGAUAACAUGGCAAUGGGGAUUUAGAACUUUUUUCCCUGCCACGCAAAUUGUAUUUGAAAGAAUUAAUCUGUAAUUCUGAGAAUAAUUUUGAUUUAGGCAUAAGGUCCAAGGUUUUCAUUUUCCGAAAGUUAUAAUAAUCAUAAUGCCCCCCUCCCCCGGUUGGGCGACGGGGCCCUUCUCGCGGGACUA
Messenger RNA from Juglans microcarpa x Juglans regia, 1113 nucleotides. RefSeq names its product fatty-acid-binding protein 1. Gene Ontology annotation, molecular function: intramolecular lyase activity. The record is from RefSeq and is a predicted model, not a curated record. Lineage: Eukaryota; Viridiplantae; Streptophyta; Magnoliopsida; Fagales; Juglandaceae. The coding region runs from base 34 to 912 and encodes 292 amino acids. The transcript has 4 exons.